AGUAUGUCAUGUCUUCGGCUCUCCAACUAUUUAAAUUCUGAUUAAUCAAUACAAUUUGUUUUUAUUUUUAUAUGCGAUUACUAUUUUAAAUUGAUGAUUCAAUUGGUCUCGUUAUUAUUAAAAUCCCAUUUAAAUAUGGUAGCGUCAUAGUCUUUACUAAAUGAUACGAUUACUCACAAUGCUUAAUCGAUCUCUAUGCCCUCCUGAUUUUGUACGGUUUGCUUUUGUUGUUUUCAUUUUUUACGAUUUCCAAUAUACUUCGUUGUAAAAGUUAUGAAAAAUAUGUAUGCGUUUUUGUUAGCAAACUUACUCUAAUACUUUGAAUAGAAAAAUGAAGACUUCUCAAUUAUCUUUUCUUUGCUCGAAUCUCAUUUAAGUUUUUUUUUAGUGUAUUAGUCUAUUGCUGGCUGUUUUAGUUCAGUUCUUUAGUUUCAUUUAUGAUAAUUCCGGGUUAGAUUUUUCAUUUACAUACAUAAACAUGUUUAAUUAAAAAAUAACAAUAGAAUUCCUUAUUUCAUUUGAUCUUACCGUAUUAAAAUUAAACUUGAUUAGCAGGGGAGUUUAUUACAGUCAAUAAAAGAAGAGAUGGUGUCAAGUAUUAUGACCAAAACCGAAGCGUCGGAUUCAAAUAGCUCCAACUCAUCACAAAAAAGGCCCAACACUGUGAAUAAGCCCAGCAAGCAAAUGGGUGGUUCAUCAAGAUUUAAAGGUGUUGUUUAUCAACAAAAUGGCCAUUGGGGAGCACAAAUAUAUGCCAACCACCACAGAAUUUGGCUAGGCACCUUCAAAACUGAGGCGGCUGCCGCGGCGGCUUAUGAUAGCGCCGCCAUCAAGCUCCGACACGGGAACUCCAGUGACGCCCAUCGGAACUUCCCAUUGACAACUCUUACCAUACAUGAGCCCAAUUUUCAAGCCUACUAUAAUACUGACCAAGUGUUAAACAUGAUCAAAGAUGGGUCAUACCAAAUUAAGUUUGGAGAAUAUUUAUCUUCCAUUUCCCAAGUGAGUAAUGCCCAAACAAACAAUUGUUAUAUCAACCAAAACAAGCAAGAAGGGCAGUAUUGUCAAGAACUUUUUAGAAAAGAAUUGACCCCAAGUGAUGUAGGAAAGCUUAACAGGCUAGUGAUUCCAAAGAGGUACGCUUUGAAGUAUUUCCCUGUUAGAGAUGAUAAUGGUAGGAAAUUCGGUGUAUGCGAAGGGGAAGAAGGCGGCGAUCAAGCUGGAGAUAUGGAGUUAAAAUUCUAUGACAAAAAGAUGAAGAGUUGGAAAUUCAGGUAUUGUUAUUGGAAGAGUAGCCAAAGUUUUGUGUUUACUCGAGGAUGGAACAAAUUUGUAAGGGUGAAGGAAUUAGAGGCGAAAGAUAUAGUGAGUUUCUACAUGUGUCAGUUUAGAGAAAAUGAUGUUGGAGAUGUAAACAAGUUUUGGAUGAUUGAUAUUGUAAAAUGUACAACAACUGAUGAAAAUGUUGAUCCAAAGAAGAAAGGGGAAGCUGUUGAGACUAAGAAGGAAAAGGGGUUUAAGCUAUUUGGUGUUCAAGUUGUUCCGGUUAACUGUCAUGAAGACAUUUAGAUUACCAAUUAUUAUAAAACUUUGCUUCUUUUAUUUCUAGAUUAUUGUAAUAUCUAGUUUGUGUUUUGAUGUAUUGCAUGAUAAUUUUGUUUCAUUU
Messenger RNA from Spinacia oleracea (spinach), 1666 nucleotides. RefSeq names its product AP2/ERF and B3 domain-containing transcription factor At1g50680-like. Gene Ontology annotation, molecular function: DNA binding; DNA-binding transcription factor activity. Bases 586 to 1569 code for a protein of 327 amino acids. Lineage: Eukaryota; Viridiplantae; Streptophyta; Magnoliopsida; Caryophyllales; Amaranthaceae. Gene Ontology annotation, biological process: regulation of DNA-templated transcription. The record is from RefSeq and is a predicted model, not a curated record. The transcript has a single exon.